Messenger RNA from Chlamydomonas reinhardtii, 1817 nucleotides. RefSeq lists its product as uncharacterized. The transcript is spliced from 7 exons. The record is from RefSeq and is a predicted model, not a curated record. Gene Ontology annotation, cellular component: membrane. Bases 409 to 1401 code for a protein of 330 amino acids. Lineage: Eukaryota; Viridiplantae; Chlorophyta; Chlorophyceae; Chlamydomonadales; Chlamydomonadaceae.
GCAGUCUUCCAGCUGUCGAGGCAACUUCCCAUUCAAAGGGAACAAUUUUCUGACGCCCUGCGCAACCAUUCUUGUUGCAGCUUAUACACACACCGUCACUGCAUAUAUCGAGUUUUGCCCUUGGCGCGUAGAUCAAGCAGCGCAGCAGCUACUACUAGGUCGCCUGGACUGGUGUGCCAACGAGUAGGCUACAAACGCCACAUCCGCUCGUUACUGCAUUCUCGCUGCAAACACAAUACCUGACUCAUUAGCGAGGAAUCAAAGCGAGCUUCAGCGACCAGCUCAAACACUGCGGUCCUAUCACCUGCCGCUUACCUCUCCACGACCUGAAAAAUUUGUACAGUUGAUGGAAAAGGUGCUUUGGACAACGCACGAGCCGCGCCAGGCAGGGGAAGAAGCGUGAAGUUGAUGGUCAUUUCUAACGGGGCACAGGCGGGGGCCUCUGGUAUUCAGAAUGGAGCGGCAAACAGCGGCGGAUCCGAUGGCGGAGGAGCCAGUACAUCGGGACGUAGCAGCCCAGCAAAUACAUCUCCAGCGCAGCGGACGCGGACGGUCGACAUACAAGGCGGCAAGCUCUUGCUACUGGUGGUAUUCGUAGGACUCUCGCUCCUAAGCUACAAAUAUGUGCACAGCGGGGAGCUAUCACACUUCGUGAUGAAGAUUAAGGAGAACCCCCUCGGCUCGCUACAUGUAUUCCUAUUGUUCCACACCUUUGCGGUGGUGCUGCUGUUUCCAGUCAUGCUGCUGCAGGCCAUCACGGGUGCGCUGUACGGGUUGUAUGCGGGCCUGGUGGUGUCGUGGCUGGCCAGUGCGGUGGGGCAGGCGCUGGCCUUCCUGCUGGGGCGCUACCUGUUCCGGGCCUCGGUGAAGUCCUACCUGCUGCAGCGAGUGCCCAACUUCCCGCAGAUCGAGGCGGCCAUCAAGAAGGAGGGCUGGAAGCUGAUGUGCCUGCUGCGGCUGUCGCCCAUCCUGCCCUACAACAUCCUCAACUACGCCGCCGCGCUCACGCCCAUCUCGUUCCUGGCCUACACGCUGUCCUCCGCCGUGGCCAUCAUACCCUGGACCUGCCUCUACGUCUACCUGGGCACGCUGUCCACGCACGUGCUGGCGGAGCUGGCCCGCGGCAAGCUGGUGACGCAGUACCCCUACCAGCGGGUGGGCGGUGCGGGCGCAGAGGCUGGAGGAAAGGCGGGUAUGACGUAUCAGAUGAUGAUUAGCUCGGCGCUCUACAUGACGCUGCUGGUGGUGACCAUAGUGUACGGCUACGUGCUCAGUAAACGAGCCAUCACGUCCGUCCUCAAGUCGGUGGCGGACACGGGGGCGGGGACAGGGCCGGAGCCGGCAGCGGGCGGCGGGUCCGGGGUCACGGACGUUGAAAUGGCCACGGCGGGCAAGGGGUGAGCUCCCGCAUGACGGCGCCUGAUCGCGCAUGUGUGUGACAGGGUGGGGACUGCGGGGAUUAGGAAAGAUGGCGUAUGGUUGUCAUUACCGUUGCGCUGCGCUGAUGACGAGUGAUGUGACCUUUUACGAUAUGUGUUCGUCCCGAGGAGAGUAGAUUGGUGAUUGCCGUAAGGCGGUAACCUGAAGCACUCAGGCAUGCUCCGGGCAACGCUGCAGACAGUUAGGUAGGGUUUGAUGCAUGGCAAUCGUAGACAAGGACAACAUCAGUUCGAGGUUCGAUGACUUUCAUGCAAACGCGAGUAGGUUAUCUACUACAGGGGGAAACCCGCUACAUGCACGCGCGUACUAGAUUGGGCGGAUGGGGGGUGCUGGUGUGCUGGUGUGUGCGACGCGGACUUGUAGGUAGCUAAUACCGG